AUGAAGGAGGCGAGUGUUGGGAAAGUGGUCGAAUUCCUGGUGCACGAGGUGUUUUACAAAUUUGGCGUACCUGAGGUAAUCCACUCCGACAAUGGGAAACAGUUCGUGUCGAAAAUAUUCCAAGACAUGAUCACGGCAUUCGGCAUUCAACACAUGCGUACCGCUGUAUAUUCACCACAGAGCAACGCAGCCGAGAGGAAAAUGAUCAUCGAGACUGGGACCUAUACUUACCGGAAAGUGUCGAUUCGUGAUUCCGUGCAUGAGGCCACGGGUGUAACACCGUUCUUUGCAGUAUUUGGACAACAGAUGUUCCUAAAUGGAAACUGCUACAAACUGGCAAGAAAACUGCAGUCUUUGACAGAACAUCAAAUAACGACGCUGGAUCCAGUAGAUAAGCGCCAACUUAUCCGCGAUCACAUUCGGGAGAAUCUCCAUCAGGCAUAUGAACGCAGCAGUCAGCGCUAUAACAAACGGGCGCGAGUUUUCCAUGCCAAGCCUGGCCAAGAAAUCUACAGACGCAAUUUCACUCAGAGCAAUUUUGGAAAGAUGUACAAUGCCAAGUUUGCUCGAAAAUAUGUGAAAUGCCGAGUCAUACGCCCUAUAGGGAACAAUGCCUACGAAUUGGAGGAUCUGGGGGGGAAGCCUUGGCCCCUCCUUACCUUUCAAAACUUUGUGCAACAGGCAGCCCUCAUCCAGAUUUCGGAACCCGGGUUGAAUGACAUCACGAUACACGUCAGAGCCCAACACCAGGCAUAUAGUCGCCGGGCGAACAAACUGUUCAUCAGCGAGACGGAUAUCGUUGAAUCUAGCGCGAACAUCGUCGGCUAG
Molecule: messenger RNA, 828 nt
Organism: Drosophila elegans
Lineage: Eukaryota; Metazoa; Arthropoda; Insecta; Diptera; Drosophilidae
Exons: 3
Coding region: 1-828 (275 amino acids)
Biological process (GO): DNA integration
Molecular function (GO): nucleic acid binding
Source: RefSeq, a predicted model, not a curated record